Molecule: messenger RNA, 342 nt
Organism: Heterobasidion irregulare TC 32-1
Lineage: Eukaryota; Fungi; Basidiomycota; Agaricomycetes; Russulales; Bondarzewiaceae
Exons: 1
Coding region: 1-342 (113 amino acids)
Source: RefSeq, a predicted model, not a curated record
AUGCAGCUUGUCCUCGGGUACUUGGUAAAUGAAAUCUGGCUGCGGGAUUAUGCAAAGCAACAUCAGUACUAUGGUGACCUUGAUCCCGAGACUCUCGCCCUAUAUCAUGAGAGCGCAUAUCCCAUUCUCAUCCGAUCAGAGGAGAUGGACGGGCUAUAUGAAGCAGGAUGCGACCUGAUCGCGCGAUGUGGCAUGCGCGCUACUCUCAACCCCGUAUGGAUCUCGAACUGCGAAUCGUGCUUCUGUUGGUGCAUUUCCCGAUCAUUCCAUCCCAAUACACGGACCCCGGAGGAGGCGGCGCUUUUGGAGAGAUUCAAAGACCUCAUUGGCGCAAAGGGCUAA